AAAUCUCUCUCAUAUCCGCAAAGAGUAUAUUCCCCUUUCGGGGUUUUAGGGUAUUCACAGAGCAGUGAUGGCGCUUGCUCAGUCCGGCGCCAAGAAGGACGACGAUCGGGAAGAUGAUGCGGAGUACUCUCCUUUCUAUGGAAUCGAGAAGGCGUCGGUUCUCCAGGAAGCUCGUGUCUUCAAUGAUCCUCAGCUCGACACGAGGAGAUGUGCGCAGGUCAUCACAAAGCUUCUCUACUUGCUCAAUCAAGGGGAAACGUUCACAAAGACGGAAGCGACCGAGGUUUUCUUCGCGGUCACUAAGCUCUUCCAGUCGAAAGACGUUCCUUUGAGGCGAAUGGUUUAUUUGAUGAUCAAGGAAGUCACUCCAUCGUCCGACGAGGUUAUCAUAGUCACAAGCUCGCUGAUGAAGGACAUGAGCUCUAAGACGGAUCUCUACCGAGCAAAUGCAAUAAGGGUGCUUUGUAGGAUUACAGAUGGUGCUCUCCUGGGUCAGAUCGAGAGAUACCUCAAGCAGGCCGUGGUUGAUAAGAAUCCGGUUGUUGCUAGUGCUGCUAUUGUCAGUGGCAUUCAUCUUCUACAGACGAAUCCGGAGAUCGUAAGAAGAUGGAGCAACGAAGUGCAAGAGGCCGUUCAGUCCAAGAACCCUCUAGUCCAGUUCCAUGCUUUGGCACUUCUGCGCCAGAUUAAACAAAACGAUCGUCUUGCUGUUAGUAAACUCGUGACUAGCCUGAUUCGUGGGACGGUUCGCUCUCCUCUCGCACAAUGCCUUCUUGUGCGCUACACGAGCCAGGUGAUCAAGGAUUCGGCUGGAAAUGCUCCCGGUGGAGAUCGACCCUACUAUGAAUACUUGGAGACCUGUUUGCGUCAUAAAUCAGAAAUGACACAAUAUGAAGCUGCGAGAAUCAUAACCAAUUCGAGUACAGUCACCGGUCGGGAGUUGAUGCCAGCCAUCACGAUGCUGCAAAUGCUGUUAACGUCGUCGAAGCCUGUCCAUCGCUUUGCUGCCGCAAGAACAUUGAACAAAGUGGCCAUGAGCCAUCCCCUUGCAGUCACCAACUGCAAUAUCGACAUGGAAAGCUUGAUCAAUGAUCAAAACCGCAGCAUCGCAACACUGGCCAUUACGACGCUGUUGAAAACGGGAAAUGAAGGUGGCGUUGAUCGUUUGAUGAAGCAAAUUACGAGCUUUAUGUCCGACAUCGCGGACGAGUUCAAAAUCGUUGUUGUGGAAGCAAUUCGGUCGCUUUGCCUAAAGUUUCCACAAAAAUAUCGGUCUUUGAUGAACUUCCUUAGCGGCAUUCUUAGAGAAGAGGGAGGAUUCGACUAUAAAAAGGCAAUCGUUGACUCGAUCCUAAUUCUGAUCAACGAAAUUCCAGACGCCAAAGAAAGCGGGCUCGUGCAUCUUUGUGAGUUUAUUGAAGACUGCGAGUUUACGUACCUUUCUACACAGAUAUUGCAUCUUCUUGGGGAAGAGGGACCAAAGACCUCCGAUGCUAGCAAGUACAUUCGCUACAUCUACAAUCGUGUAAUAUUGGAAAAUGCUACUGUUCGAGCAAGCGCCGUCAGCUCGUUAGCGAAAUUUGGACUUGCGGUUGACUCUCUUCGGCCGCGAAUCGUCAUAUUGCUCAGGCGCUGCGUAUAUGAUAACGAUGAUGAGGUGCGUGACCGUGCAACUAUGUACUUGACUGCACUUGAAGGGGACCAAGCCGAAAGAGAAGAAGCGAAGCAUUCUCUUUUUGAUCCACUAAAGAUACCUCUAGCCAACUUGGAAGCGAGUCUGCAGUCUUAUGAUCCAAGCGAAUCGCCAUUCGACAUACACUCAGUGUCAGUGGAUGUUAAAGCACAGCCAGUCGUGGACAAUAAGAUGAAGAAAACUGGAAGAGACUCUGCUCCUUCCGUUCCUGAAACCAACAGCGCGGUUGUUGCUCCAACAGUUUCUCAUGAAAAAAGAUUGAGCUCCAUCCCGGGAUUUUCUGGUUUUGGAAAACUUCUCACGUCGUCGCAACCUACUGAGCUAACUGAGCCGGAGACUGAGUAUUCUGUGAAUGCUGUAAAACACAUAUACGCCGAGCAUGUUGUGUUUGAAUUCAAUUGCACGAACACAGUAGCGGAACAAGUUCUAGAAAAGGUUACUGUGGUGGUCGACGGCUCAGAAGCAGAAGAUUUCCAGGAGCUUCUUUCUCGCUCAAUCCCAUCUCUACCAUAUGGAUCGCCCGGCCAAGCCUACGUGGUUUUCCAAAAGCCAGAAGGCGUCUCCACUGGGAAAUUUGCAAACACCAUGAAGUUCGUCUUGAAAGAGGUGGAUCCAACGACAAACCAGCCAGAGGAUGAAGGCUACGACGAUGAGUACCAGCUCGAGGAUCUCCAGGUGACAGCCGCGGACUACUUCGUGAAGACGAGCGUGGUGAGCUUCAAAAGCACCUGGGAGAGCCUCCAGAGCGAGUUCGAGGCCGAGUAUGGGCUGGGUCCGCGCGAGAGCGUCCAAGAGGCAGUCCAGGCGGUGAUUGGCAUCCUCGGAAUGCAGCCGUGCGAGGGGAGCGAGGUGGUGGCCGCCAACGCGAGAUCUCACGUCUGCUUCCUGGCCGCAAAGUUUCUGGGAGAGAUCCAGGUGUUGGUGAAGCUCGCAUUUGGAAUGGACGCGAAGAAGGCCGUAAUGAUGAAACUCACGGCGCGCUCCGACGACGAGGGAGUGUGCUCCAUCGUUCACGACAUUAUCGGCAAUGCUUGAUUUUUUGGUUGAUUAAUCCAUAUCCAGAAUAUUCUUAUUCUAGGGUCUUAGAACCCUAAACCUCCAA
Molecule: messenger RNA, 2795 nt
Organism: Selaginella moellendorffii
Lineage: Eukaryota; Viridiplantae; Streptophyta; Lycopodiopsida; Selaginellales; Selaginellaceae
Product: coatomer subunit gamma-2
Exons: 18
Coding region: 68-2728 (886 amino acids)
Biological process (GO): intra-Golgi vesicle-mediated transport; intracellular protein transport; endoplasmic reticulum to Golgi vesicle-mediated transport
Cellular component (GO): COPI vesicle coat; endoplasmic reticulum-Golgi intermediate compartment; endoplasmic reticulum
Molecular function (GO): structural molecule activity
Source: RefSeq, a predicted model, not a curated record